Kluyveromyces lactis is the source of this 1239-nucleotide messenger RNA. It is a transcript of the gene RRN9, whose product is annotated as Rrn9p. Lineage: Eukaryota; Fungi; Ascomycota; Saccharomycetes; Saccharomycetales; Saccharomycetaceae. The transcript has a single exon. The record is from RefSeq and is a predicted model, not a curated record. The coding region runs from base 1 to 1239 and encodes 412 amino acids.
AUGGACUCACAACUGGCCCGUGAUGCCAUAGAUCUGUUAGCAACGCUAGAUCAAGAACAAAGGAAUGAUCUUUCAGUACAUUUAUACUCUGCGCAUCUAUUGAAACACUUAUUGUAUAGAGCGAAUAAGGAUGAGAAGAACAUAUUACGUACCGAGACGUUUGUGAAGACCGUCUUGAAAGAAGAUUGGACCGCGUGGCCGAGCAGAAAUUCAAUAAUCGACCCCAAUACAUCCGAUAUAUAUGAAGAUCAAGCAGGGUGUCUCGCCUCUGAAAAUAUAGGCGGUAUUCAUAGGAAAGGGGUACAACCGGGUCAAUUGGACCAGUCAUCGUUGAACCAUGCGACAGAGAUGUUAUAUGGAGAACUCAAUGCGUUCUGGCAGCAGAAACUCAAAGAGAGUUCGGUAAUGGGCCAACAAACUGAAAAUAAGACCGCCGAUGAGGGUCAGAUUGAGGAUCCAAAUACAAUUGUCGAUGAAAAUGACAGUGAGAUACUUGGCGUAAAUGAUACGGCGCUGGACGUCAACGAAAUGGAUUUACCAGAUGAUAUAUUUCAAAACCUACUGUUCAAGGUGGAUAGGUUUAUUGGAUCUUUGCAUUUGGAUGCAGCUGAGACCAACACUGUCACGUUAUCGACAAUUCCUAGUGAGCCUGAGAUCAAAUUAAAGAGUACCACCAUAGGCAAUACUGAAGCAGUGACGACCAGAAGUAAAGAAAAGUACGAUUACAAGGACAUAAUUGUGCACGGCUGUGAGACUGGGGAAGAUAUGUCUCGACAAUAUUUGCGGGCCAUUGAUUUAUUUCAAGAUCUGCCGAAGACUAUGGACAAAUCGCAGUUUGUACUCCCGGAUGCAUACUUGGACAGGUUCUCUCAGGUGAACCUGGGCAACUCGGACUCGGAACAAUCAGAUGAUGAUCCACAAGAUCAUACAAAGCUCGAAGAGAACAUUAAGAAGAAAGAAAACAGUGGUAAGAAAGACGUGAAAUCGUUCGUUGAUAUGAAACGAAUUAUCAAGGAUCGUAAUAAUGAUCCUGUAGUGAGAAGAGAGACAAGGCUCCUACUUAGGAAGGAUGAGUUUGCGAGGGACAAGAAAAUGUUCUUCACGGUCUUGAAUCACCAAAACUCGAGUGAGCAAUCCAACAAACCUCGAAGAAGAAUCAAGAAGAGAGAUAAGAACAACAAUAAAAAUAUAGUUUCACUAAAUAUUGACUCGGAUUAUGGACCUGGAGACUUGGAUUGA